This is a messenger RNA of Boeremia exigua, 2031 nucleotides long. RefSeq lists its product as uncharacterized. The coding region runs from base 1 to 2031 and encodes 676 amino acids. Gene Ontology annotation, molecular function: calcium ion binding; calcium-dependent phospholipid binding. The record is from RefSeq and is a predicted model, not a curated record. NCBI's taxonomy places the organism in Eukaryota, Fungi, Ascomycota, Dothideomycetes, Pleosporales, Didymellaceae. Gene Ontology annotation, cellular component: cytoplasm. The transcript is spliced from 2 exons.
AUGGGCAACUACGCCGACCUGCCUCCCGACCAGCGCCCGGGCUACGUGCAGCAGGCCCAGGCCGCGUCGCAGUACCAGUAUGCGCAGCCCGGUGGCCUGCAGUACACGUCCAGCCCGGCCGUGGGCCAGCCGUACGCGUACACAGCCUCGCCCAGGGACAGCACGUCCGGCUUCCAGUACGCGCAGGCCCCCGGCAAGAUCACCUUCAGCGCGCAGCCCGUCGCCGGCGCCGCCCAGCACCCGCACCAGCAGCCCGCCGUGCGACACACGGCCCAGCCCACGAGUCCCGCGUACCCUCCCGCGCCCGCGCACCAGCAGUAUGGCGCCUACGCGCCUGCACCACCGCCUGCUGCCCAGCAGUACCCGCCGCCGCCCAUGGGCAGCCACUCGCCGCGCCCCGAGCACCAGCGCGCGCAGUCGACCGCCGCGCCGACGAGCACCUACGACGGGCGCAAGGUCGUGGAGAUGGUCCCGGGCGGGGGGAAGCAUAAUUCGCAGCCGCUGCCGCCGCCGCCGCCCAUGCGCCCGCACAGUCUCUCUGUGGGCGGUGGCGGCCGUCCGGACGGGCUCACGUCGCGCAUGGACAGGCUCUCCGUGAGCGGCAACCGCCCAGACCCGCACAACAUCAUGCCCGGCGGCAUGCCUGGCGGCUUCCCUGGCGGGGGCAUGCCUCCCCCAAGCCCGCUGCUGGAAGCGUACCAGGGCGUGUACCAGUCCAUUAGCCCCAUGCCCCAGGCCAUGAUGCUUAACGACGACGACCUCGACCACCUGCAGCCGCUUGACAGCCUCUCCCCGCGCGAGUCGCGACAGUCCGUCCAUGGCAGGCAUCGCGCCCACUCGCGCUCGGGCCGCUCGCCGAGUCCCUUGCCUCCCUCCAAGCGCGAUAAGCUCGCCCUCGAAGCGUACAACUCCUCCGCGCGCGACCCCUACGACCCCUAUGGCGACCGCGACCGUAGCCGUGAUCGCCGCGACAACGGCCGCAGGAAGGAAAAGGAGGAGCGCCGCGCUCGAGUUUACGACGCCGAACCCGACGCGCUCGCCAUCGUCGACGCCCUCUCCGCACGCACCCCCGAUGUCGACACGCUGAUCGACAUCCUCCCCGCCCUGAGCCACGACCAGAUGCUCGAGCUGCGCACCGAGUACAAGCGCCACUGCAAAGUGCAAGGCCGCGGCAUCAACAUCGCCAAGCACAUCAAGCUCAAGACGUCUGGCAACUUCGGCAAAGUCGCCUACGUCACCGCCCUCGGCCGCUUCGAAGGCGAAGGCUACUGGGCAAACUACUGGUACCAAUCCAACUCAGCCCGGCGUGAGCUCCUCAUCGAAGCGCUCAUGGGCCGCCAGAACCACGAGAUCCGCGCCAUCUGCGCCGCGUUCAAGGACAAGCGCUACAGCGACAGCCUGGUCAAGUGCAUGGACAAGGAGCUCAAGGCCGACAAGUUCCGCAAGGCCGUGCUGAUGGCGCUCGAGGGCGAGCGCCAGGAAGAAAGCGACGUGUGGCCCACCGAGUACCGCAACCGCGACGUCGACACGCUGUACAAGUCGCUCAAGAUGCGCGAGGGCGGCGAAACAGCCAUCCUGGGCAUCGUCGUCAUGCGCUCCGACGCCCAUCUGCGCGAGUGUCUGCGCACGUACGAGCGCAAGUACCAGGGCAGCUUCGCGCGCGACUGUUUGCGCAAGAGCAACAACCUCGUCGGCGAGGUCAUAGCCCACAUCCUCAACGGCGUCAUCAACCGCCCCGCCCGCGACGCCAUGCUGCUGCACCACGCGCUCAUGGACCUGAUCGAGCCGCCCAGCGCGUCCCACAGGGACAAGGACAAGCCCGCGCCGUCCGCCAGCAAGCACGAGCGCCAGCAGCGCUACGAGCUGCUCAUCUCGCGCCUUGUGCGGCUGCACUGGGACCGCCUGCAUCUGGUGCGCGUCAAGACCGAGUACGAGGAGAAGUACGGGCGCGUCGUCGAGGAGGAUGUCGAGGGCGCGACGAAGGGGGAUUUCAGGGAGUUUUGCUUGGCGCUGUGUCAGACGGGGCGGUGA